Molecule: messenger RNA, 4185 nt
Organism: Pseudozyma flocculosa PF-1
Lineage: Eukaryota; Fungi; Basidiomycota; Ustilaginomycetes; Ustilaginales; Ustilaginaceae
Exons: 4
Coding region: 1-4185 (1394 amino acids)
Biological process (GO): post-Golgi vesicle-mediated transport; phospholipid translocation; endocytic recycling
Cellular component (GO): plasma membrane
Molecular function (GO): ATPase-coupled intramembrane lipid carrier activity; magnesium ion binding; ATP hydrolysis activity
Source: RefSeq, a predicted model, not a curated record
AUGGACGACUUUGACGACUUUAUCACCCACGGUGGGCGGCCGGGCCAGCCGCCGCCAGAGGGCAUCCAGUCGCAUCGACCGCUUCAUUCCUCGACCUCCAACAGCAACCGCGACCCCUUUGAGUUUGGAGACAGCCGCGACUCCUUGGGCCUUGGCACAUCGGCCCUCUCGCACCACCCUCACCAUCACAACAGCCAUAGCAACCCUGCCGGCAGCGGCAACGGCCCCUCUCACGUCCUCGUCGACGCCGACGACCCGGAUCUGCUCGGCGACGACAUCGACGAUUUCAGCAGCUUCCGCCCCGCCCAAAGCGGCAAGAGGCGACCGGACUACCCGCCCAGCACGCUAAGCUACGGCGCAGAACCAGACGCAGCGAUGGGUCUGAGCGCCCCUAGGGCACCCUUCGGUAGCCACCCAGGAGGGAGCACCGACAGCGGGCUGCCCUUUGCCGCUAGCGCCGCCACGCCCGCAGGCUACGGAGGCGAUCGCGGCUACAGCAGCGAAGGGCCCUUCGCCGACGCCUAUGCUGCACGGCACAGCUUCAAGAGCAUCGAGGCCGACGAUGACCCGAUGACCUCGAUGGAAGACUCCAAGUUCUCGCCCUACACGGGCGCGGGGGGAGCUGGCGGAGCGGCGGCGGGGCCGGGCAGGGGGAACGCGAGGUCCGGGGCGGCCGGGCAGAGUCGGAGACCGCCAAAAGACAGCCCGCUCGACGGCCUGAAGCGAAGCUUCCGGACGCUCAAGGACGACGUAUCAUCGCUCGUCAGCAAGCAGAAGAAGGGCGCAGUGCUCGAGGGAGAGCGGGUGGUCCGGCUCAACGAUCCGACCACCAACGACAAGAUGAACUUCCUCGACAACUACAUCAGCACCAGCAAGUACAACCUCAUCACCUUCGUACCCAAGUUUCUGGUCGAGCAGUUCUCCAAGUACGCCAACGUCUUCUUCCUCUUCACCGCCUGCAUCCAGCAGAUCCCCGGCGUGUCGCCGACGAAUCGAUGGACCACGAUUGUCCCCCUGGCGCUGGUGCUGCUCGCCUCGGCGUUCAAAGAGGUCAAGGAGGACAUCAAGCGGCACCAGUCCGACUCGGAACUCAACGCGCGCAUCGCCCACGUCCUGGACCCCGGCUCUGGCUCGUUUGAGCCUCGGCGCUGGCGCCACGUCCGCGUGGGCGACAUCAUCCGCGUCGAGAACAACGAAUUCUUCCCUGCCGACCUGGUCCUCCUCAGCAGCUCUGAGCCCGAGGGUCUCUGCUACGUCGAGACGGCCAACCUCGAUGGCGAGACCAACCUCAAGAUCAAGCAGGCGUCCACCGAGACGGCCAAGCUGACCUCGUCCACCGCUGCCUGUUCGCUCCGCGGCCAGCUGGUCUCUGAGCAGCCCAACAACAGCCUCUACACGUUCGACGCUACGCUCAACAUCCAGAUCAGCUCCACGCCCGGAUUCAGCGGCACGCCGAUGAAAAAGGCGCCGCUGAGCCCCGAGCAGCUGCUGCUGAGGGGUGCCCAACUGCGGAACACGCCGUGGGUCUACGGACUGGUCGUCUUCACGGGCCACGAGACCAAGCUGAUGCGCAACGCGACUGCCGCACCGAUCAAGCGCACCGCCGUCGAACGCCAGGUCAACGUGCAGAUCCUGCUCCUCUUUAUCUUGCUGCUGGCGCUCUCGAUUGCGUCGUCGAUCGGCGCCAUCGUCCGCAACACGGCCUACGCCGGCGAGAUGAGGUACCUGCUGCUCAACGAGGACUCGGCCGGCAAGGCCAGGCGCUUCGUCGAGGACGUACUCACCUUUGUCAUCGCCUACAACAACCUGAUCCCCAUCUCACUCAUCGUCACGAUGGAGGUGGUCAAGUACCAGCAGGCGAUGCUGAUCAAUUCGGACCUCGACAUGUACUACGCGCCCACCGACACCCCGGCGCUCUGCCGUACGUCGAGUCUGGUCGAGGAGCUUGGGCAGAUCGACUACAUCUUCAGCGACAAGACAGGCACCCUGACGCGAAACGAGAUGGAGUUUCGUCAGGCCAGCAUCGGCGGCAUCUCGUUCACCGACGUCAUCGACGAGAGCAAGCAGGGGACCGGCGAGAUCGGACCCGACGGCCGCGAGAUUGGCGGCCAGCGGACCUGGCACGAGCUCAAGGCCAUCAUGGACGGGCGCACUCCGGACGACGGCAGCAGCGCCGUGAUCGACGAGUUCCUGACGCUGCUGGCCGUCUGCCACACGGUGAUCCCCGAGCGCCAGGGAGACAAGGUCAUCUUUCAGGCUUCGAGCCCCGACGAGGCGGCGCUUGUCGCAGGCGCUGAGUCGCUCGGCUACCAGUUCACCACGCGCAAGCCGCGAUCCGUCUUUGUCACGAUCCGUGGCGUAGAGCAUGAGUUCGAGAUCCUCAACGUGUGCGAGUUUAACAGCACGCGGAAGCGGAUGUCGGCGCUGGUCCGUGGCUCGGACGGCAAGAUCAAGCUGUACUGCAAGGGAGCCGACACGGUCAUCAUGGAGCGGCUCAGCGAGAACCAACCCUUCCUCGAGCAGACGACGGUGCACCUCGAGGACUACGCGACCGAGGGCCUCCGCACCCUCUGCAUCGCGAUGCGCGAGGUGCCGGAGCAAGAGUACCGCCAGUGGGUCAAGAUCUACGACCAGGCGGCGGCAAGCAUCAAGGACCGCUCCGAGGCGCUCGACAAGGCGGCCGAGCUCAUCGAGCAGAACAUGUUUCUGCUGGGCGCCACGGCCAUCGAGGACAAGCUGCAGGAAGGCGUGCCCGAGACGAUCCACACGCUGCAGAACGCCGGCAUCAAGAUCUGGGUGCUGACGGGCGACCGGCAGGAGACGGCCAUCAACAUCGGCCUGUCCUGCCGGCUCAUUUCGGAGUCGAUGAACCUUGUCAUCAUCAACGAGGAGACGCAGCACGACACCCACGAGUUUCUGACCAAAAAGCUGGCGGCCAUCAAGAACCAGCGUACCGCGGGCGAGCAGGAGGAGCUUGCGCUCAUCAUCGACGGCAGGAGCCUCACCUUUGCGCUCGAAAAGGAGCUCUCGAAGGUGUUCCUCGAGCUGGCCGUCAUGUGCAAGGCGGUCAUCUGCUGCCGCGUGUCUCCGCUGCAGAAGGCGCUGGUGGUCAAGCUGGUCAAGAAGAACAUGCGCUCGCUGCUGCUGGCCAUCGGCGACGGCGCCAAUGACGUCUCGAUGAUCCAGGCGGCCCACGUCGGCGUUGGCAUCAGCGGCGUCGAGGGUCUGCAGGCGGCGCGCUCGGCCGACGUGGCCAUCAGCCAGUUCCGCUUCCUCCGCAAGCUGCUCCUCGUCCACGGAUCGUGGAGCUACGCUCGUCUCAGCAAGAUGAUCCUCUACUCGUUCUACAAGAACAUUACCCUCUACAUGACGCUUUUCUGGUACUCGUUCCAGAACAGCUUUUCCGGCCAGGUGGCCUUCGAGUCGUGGCUUCUUUCCUUCUACAACGUCAUCUUCACCGUGCUGCCGCCGUUGGUGAUUGGCAUCUUUGACCAGUACCUGUCUGCGCGCAUGCUGGAUCGGUACCCACAGCUCUACGGCCAGGUCUACUUCAACAAGCGGCGCUUCUGGGGCUGGACGCUCAACGCCUUCUACCACUCGCUGGUGUCGUACCUCUUCGUCACCAUCGCCUUUUGGGGCUCGCCGCAGCUGUCGAGCGGGCACGAGUCGUACUCGUGGAUCUGGGGCACGACCCUCUUCCUCGCCGUGCUCGUAACGGUGCUGGGCAAGGCAGCGCUCGUGUCGGAUCUGUGGACAAAGUACACGUUCGCCGCCAUCCCGGGCUCGUUCGUCUUCACGCUGGCCUUUACCGCCAUCUACUCGCUGAUUGCGCCGCGCCUCAACUUUUCCACCGAGCUCGACGGCAUCGCCGGCAGACUGUACGGCUUCAGCCAGUUUUGGUUCAGCAUCAUCCUCGUGCCCGUCGUCUGCCUGCUGCGCGACUUUUGCUGGAAGUACUGGAAGCGCACCUACCGCCCCGAGUCGUACCACAUUGUCCAGGAGGUGCAAAAGUACAACCUGCAAGACUACCGCCCGCGCAUGGACCAGUUCCAGAAGGCGAUUCGCAAGGUGCGAGCGGUGCAGCGCAUGCGUCGGACGAGGGGCUUCGCCUUUUCCCAGACCGAGGGGUCGGCCGACCUGAUCCGCAAGUACGAUACCACGCUCGCAAAGGCCUCGGGACAGUAG